UUUCCCUUCAGACCGUAAAACCGGUUCUGAGGCGCAGCGGCGGAGGAGCAGCUCUGACCGGCAGCAGGUCGCAGGAAGCGGCCCGGAUGUAGCGGAGCUGUCCGGUUUUCAUUCCGGUUGUUGGGUUUAUUUUUACUCAUUUUUUAGCGGCUGUUUUUUUCCUUUCUUUCUCUCUUUUUUGCGGGUUUUUUCCUGGCGGAAUGUGCGGCUCCUCCUCGGCUGCUCCUCCAACUUUGUGAAUCUGAGCUCUGAUGGUGAAGAGGCGCCGCAGAGGAUGGGAGUAACCAGCUGGUCCUCCAGAUGCCUCGCUCUGCUGCUCGCGCUCCACAUAGUCUCGGUGUUGCAGACGGUGCUGGUCAGUGCUGGUCAAUGUGACUCGGUGUUUAAAGGUUUCUCAGACUGUCUGAUUCAGUUGGGGGACGACAUGGCCAACUAUCCCCAGGACCUGGACGACAGGGAGAACCUGCACAAGAUCUGCACCUACUGGGAUAACUUCCACUCCUGUGCCACGACGGCGCUGGCCGACUGCCAGGAGGGAGCGACGGACCUCUGGGACAAACUGAAAAAGGAGUCCCGCAACCUGAAUUUCCGUGGGAGUUUGUUUGAACUCUGUGGCGGCGGCAACGGAGCCCCCAGAUCCGCCGACGCCCGGGGCCUGGUCCUGGUUCUGACCACGCUGCCCACCGUACUGACUUGGCUGGCGUUUUAACGGAAACGAGGAAAAACACGUAGAAACACGAAACGACGGGAAGUUUAAAAAAAAAAAAAACGGGGGGAAAAUCCAUGUGAAAAAAUAUAAAAUAUAAAAAGAGUGAUAGCUGCUCUUAGAUACUGAAACUACAACUUCAAGGAGUUUGAAUUCAUCACGAGAAAAGAAAAAAGAAAAAAAAUCACCCGGAAUGGAUUUCUACUGCGACAUCACUGUACAGCGGCCUGGCUUGCCUUCCUGGGACUCUGCUGGCCGUCCUCCCGGAGCGCUCAUCCAAUCGCACGCUGACCUGCCCUGGAGGUCGAUCACAUGAAAUAUUCAAGACGCAGCCGGCGAGCUGAAACGAUGACAAUGAUGAAACUUUGAUGGAUUCUUGCCCACUUACAAUCGUGGAAUUACACAGUAUUAAAGUCAACCAUGAAUUAUUGAUGUUUAGUAGGCUAGGUCCAGACAGCGCUAUGUGACUGCAGGGUGCUGACACAGUGUCAGGCUGUACGUUAGGGUUCCUAUAUAGUCUACGGCAUGCUAUACAGGAACCCUAAUAUGCAUAUAUAUAGCCUACGGUACGUAUACACGUAUAACGACAGGCCCAGCUUAACGCCACAAAAUCAAUAAGACAAGCUGAGGCCUCCAGCCCGUUAGCCUAUAUGCAUAUAUUAGGGUUCCCAUAUAGUCUAUGGUAUGUGCAUAUCUACCAUAACCUAUGUGUAUAUGUACCCUAAUAGUCUAUGGGCAAGCUGAGGCCUCCAUCCUGGUAGGCUAUAUAUGUAUAUUAGGGUUCCCAUAUAGCCUACAGUAUGUAUGUAUGUACCAUGGACUACAUUGGGUUACAUGGGGCUACGUUUAUAUGUACUGUAGGCUACAUGGGAGCCCUAAGAUACAUACAUAGCCUACAGUACGUAUACACGUGUAACACCAGGACAAGCUUCAUGCUACCAAGUCAAUAAGACAAGCCAAGGCCUCGAAACCAUCAGGGUUCCAAUACAGCCUUUGGUACGGAAGACUGUAUGGGAACCCUAAUAUAUCUAUGUGUUUACGUAUCCAUAGCCUACAUGUAUACGUAUAUGUAUACUGUAGGUUAUAUGGGAACCCGAAUAUAUCUAUGUGUAUACGUAUCCAUAGCCUACAUGCAUACGUACAUGUAUACGUACUGUAGGUUGUAUGGGAAUCCUAAUAUACAUAAUUAGCCUAUGGUACAUAUAGAUGUGUAAUGCCAGGCCCAGCUUCACUCCACAAAAUCAAUAAGACAAGCCAAGGCCUUGAGCCUGGUAGGCUAUAUAGGCAAAGUAGGGUUCCCAUACAGCCAUGGUACAUGUAUACAUACCCAUAUAGCCAAUAGACAAGCUGAGGAUUCAAGUCUGUUAGGCUAUAUAUGUAUAUCAGGGUUCCCAUUUAGGCUAGGGUAGACUAUAUAGGAACUCUAACAUACAUAUAUAGCCUACGUACAUAUAUACGUGUAACGCCAGGCCCAGCUUAAUGCCACAAAAUCAGUAAGACAAGCCGAGACAUGGAGCCCGUUUCAGACCCGUCGCCUCAUUUCCAUCAUGGACAGUUUUUCCUUUUUUACGACGCCAAGUUGAGUGUGGUAGAUCUGAUGGACUGAAUGCCUGAUCGUGAUGUAAUAUUUGUACUUGUAUUGGCUAUUUAUUGUGCUCGGGCCACGGUCACACCAGCUCCAUUCAUGAAGGAAGUGGCUGGAACCGGCAGCAAAGCCAGUUUUGUAAAACGUCGUCCCGUCAAGGUCGGCGUUCAGGAGGCAAAGCUAUUUUAGUAUUGACCUGUGACCCAUGCAGCAUGGCUUGCAGUCAGUCGUGAGUCUUAAAUUUAUAGUGUUUUGUUUCUCGAGCUGGCCAGCUUGCUACCACUUAUAAAAAUCAACGCCACGUGAAGAAAUUCUGGCUGUGUCAGUUCCUGGUGUGACCGUAGCCUUUUUCCCCCACCAAACAUUGAGGUGCAGGGAUGUAGUUGAGUAUAAAGCCUGCUUUUCUAGACUGACGUUAACCUGCAUGAUAUCAGUUCAGAGAGUCUCAAACAUUUCAGGAAAUGGGCACAAACUCCGAUGUGUUGACAGAUUCACAUUAGCUCGAGGCUAGCCAAACAAACUCCAGAUAAUUUUAACCCCAAAUUUUGUCCACUCCAGCAAAUUAUGCUCACCCGAGUCACAAAUCUCCUUUUGUAAAUAGAUAGCUGGGUUUUAGUUUACAGUUCAGCAUGGCUAACACAUUAGCUACUAAAAUAGAUUGUUUUAUCUUAGCAACCAAAACAAACUAGGUCAUGUUGGCUAACUGUGUGGUUUAACUGUUAAACUGAUUGAAUGUGAUUAGCUUAAAGAUCAUGGUGCUAAACAGUUUAGCCGCGAAAACAGACUGAACUAGUUAAUUCAAAGGCCCAGUUUGGUGUUCAAAUUAAGAGUCUAGAUGCUAAAAGAGACGAUACUUGUGUUGACAGCUAAUAACCAUUUGGUUUGCGAUUAAAAACAGAUUACCAUUUUAGCUAACAGUAUGGGAAAAUGACUAAAGCGUAACCAGGUUAGCUCAGAGCUAGCUAAUAACGUAAAGUAGUUUGAAAACACGCCAGAUCAGGUUAGCUAACUGUUCAGUUAAGCAGUUACGCAGAUUGAGCCACCUGGGCUAAAAUCGGCGUUGAAACCAACGGGUUUCAACGCCGAGAAAAUGAAGCCCGGAUUUUGCUACUUCCUGGACGUCAUUUUGGAUUUUUUGGAGCCAGUGACGUAAAAAGCGUCAUCAAACAGGCUGGACCGGAGAGCAACUAGGGGCAGGACCAGUCUAUGGGCGGGCCAGACUGAAGCCAGACUGCUGAAAGCCUUACCCUAAAGUCAAUCAUUCCAGACAAGACUGUCUAUCCAGUAUAGCCACGCCCCCUGGUUCCGCCAACUUUAACGAUUUAUUUAAAAUUCAGUAUUGAUUUAUUUUAAGAUCGGCCACCUGAUCUCUCAUUUUGACCAUGAAAACUAACGGGAAAAACAUCCUGAGCUGUAGAACAUCAGUCUAUCAAAUUUUAUUUUUUCCAGUGAUGAAUUGGGGUCUAUGGAGAAAAGGCUUUUUGGAGCCAACCCUAGUGGACGGUGUGAUAUUGCAAGUUUUUGACAUUUCCGGGUGGGCUUCAUUUUUGGAGCCAGAUGCUACGUCCAUCUUUAUAUACAAUCUAUGGCUAAAAUAAACAGUUAAGCAGCUAAAUUUAACAAACUAACAAGCAGCUAAAGUAGAACCAGCUUGUUUAGCUAACAAGUUAGUGGUUAGCAGUUUAUUUUAGAGUAUAAUUCAGAUUGUGUUUGUGUUGGUGGGAUUGUGUCAGGUUAGCCAGCCAUGUGGUUAGCAGCUAAAACACAUUAGGUCAGGUUAGCUAACAUAUCAGGAAGCAACUAAAAUAUGAACACAUUACAGCAAGUAUACUGAAUCUGGUUAGUUAACAGCUAAGUUUAAAUCGGUUGAAUCAAGUUAGCCAACAGUUCAGUUCAGCAGCUACAACAAAGAAUGUGAUAGCUUAGCUUACAGUUUUGUUUGGAUGAGAUCAAGGCAGGUUCACCAACAGUUCAGUUUAGAGACUAAAACAGAGAAUGUGGUGUUGGCAGCAAAAUAUGACUGUGCCAAGUUAGGUAACCGUUUGGCUAGCUUUUAGAAAUGUAUUAGGUUAGGUAAGCAAACAAUUUGAUUCACAGUUAAAUCUUAUUUGGCUGGGUUUGCUAAAUAUUUGGUUAGCAGCUAAAAUGUAUAAGACGGGGUUAGUCAACAAUUUGGUUAACAGAUAAAAUGCAUUAGACAUGGUUUAGCUCACAGUUUGGUUAGCAGCUAAAAUGUAUUAGACAUGGUUUAGCUAAAUAUUUGGUUAGCAGCUAAAACAUAUCAAGUCAAGUUAUCCAACAAUUUGGUUAGCAACUAAAACAAUUUAAGUCAGGUUAGCCAACAAUUUGAUUAUCAGUUAAAGGGAAGCCAACAAUUUGGCUAGCAGCUAAAAAAUAUUGGAAGCAGUUAAAUUAGGUCAGACUAGCUGACAGAUUAGCAGCUAAACCAGAUUUAAUAUUUGUUUGGUACACUCUUCCUUUCAGAUAGGAUUGUGAUUUGAUUCUAAAAAUUUCUACUCAAGUGGAAUAUUGGUUCUUAAUUACACUCAGAUUUAAGCUAAAAGUAUUUUAGAAAAAAUCCAUUCUGUCUUUUCUUCUUGAAUCAGUUUUUCUGUUUAGACGUCGCGCCCAUUUCCUGAAAUCCAGACGAGAACAAGUUAAAUUUCAGAGUAAAACUGAUGGGAACUCUUUAAGUACUUUUUGGACGUGAAAGUAGCAGAACUUUAAAAUGAACUUUAGUUGAUGUUGGCGGUAAAUCUCCACUGUCCUCCAGUCAUGUACGUCGCUGCUCAGCAGAACCAUGUGUUAGAAUGAGUCUGUGCGCUAAACGGUUAACGAGAAAUGAUGUAUUGAAAAGCCGACAGCAAUACGAAGAUGUGACUUCAUGGCCAGUGUAGCUAAAAAAAAUAAAUCAAACCGUGGCUGAAGAGUGAUAUGACUGUUGCCAUUUAGCACAUCCCCCCUUUUCAUAGCAGUGAUUCAUACUAGACGAGUUUAGGUGAUAUAUUUUAGGUCUGUAUGUUAGAAUAAAAAGCCCAACGAUACGGUAGCAUCAUAAAAUACAGUAAGUAAAUCCAGAGAGGUCGUUUGUUUGUUUGCCGAGGCACCGACGACGUUUCCACUGCCUUCUGACAAAAGACGUGUAACUUCUGUUCGUUUGUUUGUUGGUUUGUCUCUUUGUUUGUUUAUGGGGAUGUUGCGUAACAAAAAGAGUUUAAAAAAAAGAAGAAGAAAAUAUUCAGAAAAUCAUUUAACAAGAGAAUAUGUAUAUGAAGAGGAUUUUGAGAAAAUAAAAAUAUAAAGAGGCUCUAUUAUAGACACAGUUUUAACACCAGAUUGAUACUUUACAGAUUAUAGGCCUACUGAGAUAUAAAAAAGAAAUACAAGAUUGCUAAAAUGACAAAGAGUAAUAAAUAAAAAAGACUAAUGUUUGAAAAUAA
This is a messenger RNA of Acanthochromis polyacanthus (spiny chromis), 5731 nucleotides long. RefSeq names its product neuritin 1a (gene nrn1a). The transcript has 3 exons. Gene Ontology annotation, cellular component: plasma membrane. The record is from RefSeq and is a predicted model, not a curated record. Lineage: Eukaryota; Metazoa; Chordata; Actinopteri; Pomacentridae. The coding region runs from base 275 to 709 and encodes 144 amino acids. Gene Ontology annotation, biological process: neuron projection extension; nervous system development.